UCCCGAGCUCAUUUAUGUGCAAGGAGUGAGUGAUUGACUUUAUCAGUCCAAGGACAUCAUUCGUCUGGAAAGGGGGGGAAGUUUGAUCCUCUUUCUCACGGAUCCCAGUUACGGGAGUUUUUCCUCCCGUUUACCGAGACCCGGGAUUAUCAUUUCGUUUUUCAAUUCAAGAUUUCUUUAUUCAAGCUUACGUGAAAUUGUGCUCAGUUUACCGUUACCCACUUCACUCCAUCAAGCUGGGGUUUUUCACUUUUUUUUUCUUUUUCGCUUGCUUUUUCUCGAUUGAGCCCAAUGACUAUGCUCCUUGAUAGCGCUCCUCAGUUCCCGUCACUAGGAGUAGGGGGGUUCGGAACGCCUAGACACCAUGAGUUGGGAAACCGAGACCCCGGGCUGGGGCUUAGUCCCUUCGCAGAUUCAUCUCACUCGGCUGCCUUCAAGAUAAGUCCCGUUACUCACGAUAUCGCCUCAAGCCAGACAUCAGCGUUCACCCCACAAGCUACUGGAUACGCAGCAGCGCUCGGACACCACCAUGGAGGACAAGUUGCUUCUUACGCCGGCGGAGCAUUCAAUUCGACCAGGGACUUUCUGUUCAGAAACCGGGGCGCAGGCAUCGGAGAGACCGCACCACCGAGUGCCCAGCAUGGAAUCUUUGCCGCUUCUGGGAGUCUACACGGCCCCCCCGGAAUUUCGGACAACCCGGGACAUCUGUUGUUUCCUGGACUUCACGACCAGAGCGUGAGCCACACUUCACCAGGAGGACAUGUUGUAAACAGCCAAAUGCACCUGGGUUUACGCGGGGACAUUUUUGGCCGUCCAGAUCCGUACCGACCUGUGGCGAGCCCUCGUACGGACCCUUACGGCACCGCUCAGCUCCAUAACUACAACCAUCCCAUCAACAUGAACAUGGGGAUGAACGUACCCACACACCACGGUCCGGGGGCCUUCUUUAGAUACAUGCGGCAGCCUAUUAAGCAGGAAAUGUCUUGUAAGUGGAUAGACGAGAAUCAAAUGAAUAGACCUAAAAAGACUUGUGACAGAACUUUCAGCACAAUGCAUGAAAUGGUGACGCAUGUUUCGAUGGAACACGUUGGCGGCCCAGAACAGAGUAAUCAUAUUUGCUUCUGGGAGGACUGCCCGAGAGAGGGAAAAUCCUUUAAGGCCAAAUACAAACUCGUUAACCACAUCCGAGUGCACACUGGAGAGAAACCGUUCCCUUGUCCGUUCCCCGGUUGUGGGAAAAUCUUUGCAAGAUCAGAAAAUCUUAAAAUUCAUAAAAGAACUCACACAGGUGAGAAGCCAUUUAAAUGCGAGUUCGACGGCUGCGACAGGCGCUUUGCGAACAGCAGCGACAGGAAAAAGCACAUGCACGUGCACACAUCUGACAAGCCAUAUAUCUGCAAAGUGUGUGACAAGUCCUAUACACACCCCAGCUCUCUCAGGAAACAUAUGAAGGUACACGAAUCACAAGGCUCAGAGUCGUCUCCAGCUGCUAGUUCUGGAUACGAGUCGUCCACGCCGCCAGUGCUGGUUUCUGCGAACACUGAAGACCCGACAAAAACACCCACGUCUGCAGUGCAAAAUACAUCUGCACACAGCGAUGGACUACCGCCUAAUUUUAACGAAUGGUACGUUUGAAGCUCCAAGCAGACUCUCAAAAGGUGGACCAAAAGGUUGAAGCAACCUUUAAAAAAAACCUAUAUACGCUAUGGCGUACAAAAUGGCAUUGAAACAACAGGAAAAGAUGAGUUCGCCAACAGGCCUCGUCUAUUCUCAGGAUUCGAAAUUUGACUUUAUUCCGAGUUCGAAGAAAACUAGCAAGGCAUUAAAUAACAAAAUAACACUUUCUAAGAAUAAAUGGGUUUCCUUUAGUUUUCAGAUUUCAGAUGAUUAUUUUAUUUUUCAUUUUAUGUAUUUUCUGAAAAAAAAUAUUUAAAAAAAUAAUGGCAAAGAAAGAAUAUUUCACGGUGUUUUAUAUUAAGGUGACACUCACAUCACCUUUGAUUGAUUGUUAAAACUUCAGACAGUCUUAAGAAACGUGCCAAAGUCUUUGUCUUGAACUUGAACAAAAAAAUAAAUCAUAAAUAAGUAUAUAGCCUACUCGUGAAUGUAUUUCCUUGUUUGAUGGAGUCAAAUCUGUUGUCCAAGUCCGUUUUCAGGUGGAGAAUGUGGUAUUAGCUUACGAUUGUUACCUUUGAAUAUAACGUUGCCUUUGUUAAUAAUGAUGUAAAUACAUAUCCAUGAUGCCAUAUUUAUCAAUUUGUAAUUUAAUUAUCGGCGAAAUAGCCGAAUCUUAAAUGAUAUUUAUGGAAAUGUUUUCUAACAAGACUGUACAGUUUUGAGUCAAUAACCAGUUUUAACGAUGAAAAAGGGAGUCGGUUCUAAAGUUCCCACGAUACGAUUGUAUCUUUUUUAACCAAUAAAUGUGUCUUAUCUGGGUCGUAAA
Molecule: messenger RNA, 2443 nt
Organism: Rhinichthys klamathensis goyatoka
Lineage: Eukaryota; Metazoa; Chordata; Actinopteri; Cypriniformes; Leuciscidae
Gene: zic3
Product: zic family member 3 heterotaxy 1 (odd-paired homolog, Drosophila)
Exons: 3
Coding region: 292-1635 (447 amino acids)
Biological process (GO): central nervous system development; regulation of transcription by RNA polymerase II
Cellular component (GO): nucleus
Molecular function (GO): DNA-binding transcription factor activity, RNA polymerase II-specific; RNA polymerase II cis-regulatory region sequence-specific DNA binding
Source: RefSeq, a predicted model, not a curated record